CACUCUGUUCCGUGCACAAAAACGCAGCUUCGAAAAUCGUAGGAGUCGCCGCCGAGAAUGGCCGGGAAACCUGGAACGAACCCGACGACUUACUCGCCGUCAAUGGCGACGGGUAAAACCCGUACGCCCAUCUUCAAAGACCACGACGUUGAUUGGGUCCGACCGGAUGGUCGCGGCUUCCACCAGUGCCGGCCCGCCUUUUUUAGGACUGGUGCUGUUAAUUCUGCUUCAGGAUCUGCUUAUGCGGAGUUUGGAAAUACUAAGGUCAUUGUGUCUGUAUUUGGGCCAAGAGAAAGUAAGAAGGCAAUGAUGUACAGCGAUAUUGGGCGGCUAAAUUGUAAUGUCAGCUAUACAACUUUUGCCACCCCAGUCCGUGGACAGGGAUCAGACUACAAAGAGUUUUCCUCAAUGCUUCAUAAAGCUUUGGAGGGUGCAAUAAUUUUGGAAACUUUCCCCAAGACUACUGUAGAUGUUUUUGCGUUGGUGCUGGAAUCUGGUGGCAGUGAUCUUCAUGUUGUCAUAUCAUGUGCCAGUCUUGCCCUAGCAGAUGCCGGGAUUUUGAUGUAUGACCUUGUUGCCUCAGUUUCUUUGUCUUCUCUUGGUAAGAACCUCGUCAUUGAUCCCGUUUUGGAAGAGGAAAGCUACCAAGACGGAAGCUUAACGAUUACAUGUAUGCCUUCUCGAUAUGAGGUCACUCAGCUUUCUAUUACAGGGGAGUGGUCAACCCCAAAAAUUAACGAGGGGAUGCAGCUAUGCCUGGACGCCUGCUCAAAGCUUGCAAAGAUCAUGAGGUCUUGUUUGAAAGAAGCCACUUCCACUUCACAGGAGUAGGGAAGAAACUUCUUUUCAAUUUUUUUUUUUUUUUUUUUUUAAUAUACAUGUCAAUGUCUUAGCUUUCCCUACCCCCACCCAUCCCACCAAAACGGAAGAAGAAAAGAAAGACUUACACAGAUUUUGUGAACACAAUCUGAAUUUUGGUUCUUGUACUGUUGUACAUCACCGAUUCUUCUGAAUUUUGAGUCAGCAUUGCAGUGCAUUUGAAGUUGUAAUA
Corylus avellana is the source of this 1051-nucleotide messenger RNA. It is a transcript of the gene RRP41L, whose product is annotated as 3'-5'-exoribonuclease family protein. Gene Ontology annotation, molecular function: RNA binding. Gene Ontology annotation, cellular component: nuclear exosome (RNase complex); cytoplasmic exosome (RNase complex); nucleolus. Gene Ontology annotation, biological process: nuclear mRNA surveillance; U4 snRNA 3'-end processing; poly(A)-dependent snoRNA 3'-end processing. The record is from RefSeq and is a predicted model, not a curated record. NCBI's taxonomy places the organism in Eukaryota, Viridiplantae, Streptophyta, Magnoliopsida, Fagales, Betulaceae.